ACAGAGAAGGCGCACGACUCUCUGGCUCCGAGGCAUCCGCUGACGGUGAGACGAGAGGCGCCGACUUCUUUGAGGCUGAUCGGAGCCCUCGGUUGUGCCGGCGCGACGUAUGAUGAAAUGCGAAGCUUGCACCGCCGCUCACCAGCCACCAUCACGUGGUGCAGCCCCGUCUCCUCCCGCCCGAAAGCUCGCGAUACUCGGGAGGUCCAGGCGCCAGGCGUGCCGGCCAUGUCAAACACACCUUCUCCUCAUCCGGCAGCGUGCGCGACCAAAGAGCCAAUGACCUCGCGCAGCGACCGCCAUCGUACUUCGCAUUCGACCCUCCAAAUUGGCACCACCCCAGGGGUUCCCCAAGUCACACCCACCACACCACAAGCAACGGCCAGACAGCGUGGCGGCAGCCCUCGGCUUCCCGAUAGGCUUACCUUCAGCCUCGCCUCUCUUGGCAGCAGAGUGUGGGCUCGGGAGCCACUCAGCGCGCUGCAAUAUGCCCCCUGGAACGCUUGGCGAAGUCUUAGGCUCCAAGCGAAUCUAUCGUGAUUCGAUGGGCAGCUGAGGAUACGAGCGAGGACAGCGGUCACCGACCGCAGCAUAAAAAUAGGCAAACAAUAUACGAGGAUAUAAGGCGGGCGAGGCUGCUGUUCACCGGCAGUGGCUUUUGUGCGCACGACCUCUGCGACGACCGCAUUCGAUUCACGUCACCCUCGAACGCCC
Messenger RNA from Trematosphaeria pertusa, 714 nucleotides. RefSeq lists its product as uncharacterized. The transcript has a single exon. The record is from RefSeq and is a predicted model, not a curated record. Bases 118 to 540 code for a protein of 140 amino acids. NCBI's taxonomy places the organism in Eukaryota, Fungi, Ascomycota, Dothideomycetes, Pleosporales, Trematosphaeriaceae.